AUCCUUUGAUGUUUAUAUUUAUCAAUUUAGUAAAUAAAACUGAUAUCAAAUCAAUAUUCACUUAAUUCAUAAGGGCCCAUUUCUAUCACAAACUGUCCCCCCUCCUUUUUCAUUCUACAAACUUCAAUAUCUAGAUAAUCAAAACCACUUGUAAUAUUUAUUUAUAUGUAUAACAAUAUCUAUAAAUUUGCCUACUUCACAUUUCCUAAAUCUAUGUCAAUGAGAGACAAUGAUAGGACAUCUGUAUUAUUUCCCAGAUAUAAACAAAAACGACAGAAGCUAAUGGUCGUGCAUUUAAUUCAACUAAGAAAUAAUUACGAAGACGAGAGAAUAAAUAACAUGUUAAGUGAAUAAAUCUAUUUAAAUAUUAUUGCAUUAUUUAUCGAUUGGUGGAUCCCCCACUGAUCGAAAACGGAACAAAAGUGAUAAUCUCUCUUUGUCAGUCCAGUUUAUCAUAUUCUUUUACUUUUAUAUAGAUUUUUUAGAAUCAACUACAAGUGUAUUAUCGAUUUACCUGUGAUAAAAUGACGGGAAAAUAUCCUAGUAUACUUGCACUUGUGUUCACUCAAGUCAGCCCGACCAAUGUUGGCAAGCCAAACUCUUCGACGCUCUGAUGACAAUUGGCGGGUCUGAUCACCGUGGCUAUUUCACACUGCAGGCAAUCUAAAGUACGAUAGGCAGUUCUCUCGAUCUGCACGACUGGUGCAACCAAACACUCCACAAAAAUCCGCCAUAGCUAGUAGAGAAACGCAAUCACUGGAUUCAAAGUCUCACUGGCGGCAAUAUUCCACUACUCCAAUAUGGCCGACCGCAAAAGCGAUGACGUAAUGUACAUGCCCCAACAUUUGGCGCAUUGAAUUCCCAUCUGAUUUAUCCUAUAUAAUGUAAAGGCACCAAAAUAUAUAACAACUAAAUACUUACUCCGCUUUGCAGCUGCAAUGGGCGUUACUGAAUGAUUAUUUUAUCCUGCUCAGCGAUUAGUUGAUUGCAUGGGGGGAUCUGGUUUCCGCUGAGUUUUAAAUGUCUUGACGCAAAUUGCCACGUGGUUUUCCGGAACCGAAUGAAAAGUGACGGAAUGAAGGUAUGAGCCAGUACUAAAUGCUACACCACGUUGUUUUUGCCGUAAAGUUGGUUCAUGGGACCAAAAGGCUGGUCCAGUGUCAUCCGAAAUGCCCCGAAAGGUAAUCGCGACUGACAUUUUGGCAGCGAUGUUAAAUUGUCGGUCCUUUCGAGAGUUAUCUCCCUUACUUCAUGGGUGCGCAAGCUCCUCACAGCGAUAGUCCGUUCGCGGAGCUCCUAAUAAUACCGAGAGUGUAACGAAGGUGUCACGCGCCGGGAAGGAGCUUGAUUGCUCGUUCAGAAGGGACUAAUUCGAGCAGAUGGACGAAGAAGUUGGCCUCGCUCAUGACGUCGUCAGACACCCAAGCAGCAGCCUUAUCAAUGACUACAUAGCCGGUGCUAUGGGAGGUAUGGUGGGGUUGGUGGUAGGGCACCCUUUCGACACAACUAAGGUACAGUUGCAGACGCAGUCUACUAGAACCAAGUAUCGCGGCACAAUGGACGCUCUGAAGCAUAUACAGUCACAGGGACUAGCGAGAGGCUUCUUCCGAGGGAUGUCAUGGCCUCUUCUGUCUUAUGGUGUUAUCAAUUCGGUAUUCUUCGGAGUCUACGGAAACACCUUGCAGUUCAUGCAACGUAUGCGCAAUGAACUUGAUCGAGCGUCGUAUGCCGACAUAUACGUUGCAGGGUGUGUCGGCGGGGCCGCCCAGUUGGUUAUUGCCUGUCCCGUUGACCUCUGUAAGGUCAUUUUACAGUCACAGAUACCCCACGAGACCACUGCUGGGAACAAAGGUCCAGCCAGAGUUGCCUCCCCCUACUUCAAAGGUCCCUUGGAAGCUGUAAUGGCGACCGUUCGCAAGAAUGGUGUAUCUGGUUGUUAUCGAGGUUUGACCGUCAUGGCCUUCAGAGACAUCCCCAGCUACGGCAUCUACUGUGCCAUCUACGAAUACCUCACCCACGUCAUGCACGAUCGUGGUCUUACGGACGAUCAGGGUAUAUUUGCCAGUCUCAUAGCUGGAGGUACUUCCGGAACAGUCACGUGGUUCUCAGUUAUGCCGUUUGAUGUCAUCAAGAGCCGGUUGCAGGCGGAUUUAUCCGGAAGAUAUAACAGCAUGGUAGAUUGUUUGAAAAAAACAGUAAAGUCAGAGGGUCUCAUGGCCUUGUAUAAAGGUACUUUUGUAACAUGUGCGAGAGCAUUCCCUGUUAAUGCGGCAACGUUUUUAACAUAUUCACAAACAUUAAAAUAUCUAAGUUGAAAGUGUA
Haliotis rufescens (red abalone) is the source of this 2322-nucleotide messenger RNA. RefSeq names its product solute carrier family 25 member 45-like. Gene Ontology annotation, molecular function: transmembrane transporter activity. The record is from RefSeq and is a predicted model, not a curated record. Bases 1380 to 2315 code for a protein of 311 amino acids. Lineage: Eukaryota; Metazoa; Mollusca; Gastropoda; Lepetellida; Haliotidae. The transcript is spliced from 6 exons. Gene Ontology annotation, biological process: transmembrane transport.